AAUUGGGAAAUGUAUAAUUAGGUUUGACAUUGACAAAAUUAUUUAGGGUGUAUGAGGAAAAAAAUACUUGACAGUUGACUUAUUUGAAUCACAAAAAAUGAGUGCAACAAGUAUCCAGAAAGCAGAUAUUGAUAACAAACUUGAAAGGGAAAAGAACAAUUUGCUGAAUCUAAAUGAGGCCCUAAACAAAAGCAACACAAACACAACCAACAUGUUGACUAUUCUACAAAGUUUUGAAAACCGACUCCGGAAAUUGGAAAACACCGUAGAACCUGUGUACAAUGAGACUGAGAUGUUGAGGAGAAGACAAGAAAAUAUUGAAAAGACAAUGGUGACUUUGGAUAAUGUAUUGGGAUAUUAUCAUGUCGGCAAAGAAGUGGAAGAAUUCAUUAAAGAAGGACCCCACAAUUGUGGUCUAGAAAAAUAUUUAUCGAUUAUGGACAGACUUGUUCAGGCUCAUAACUACUUCAACAAACACAACCCAACCAGCCUGGAACUCACAGAUGUGAUCCGUGUGUAUGAUGAUGGAAAAGAGGCAUUAGUUAUAGAGUUCCGAACCUUGCUGGGCAGACAUUGUAGGCCUGUGCCCCCCGUCAUGGUACUGGACAUGAUUUCAACUGAUGAGGAACUUCAAGGUUCAGAUGAUAUUCAGUUGGAACACUUGCCAGAGAAAAUUCUGACUGAGCUCAGUCUGAUCUCCACGUGGCUAUUCAAUAACACGAAGAACACAGAGUAUAUGAAGGACUACACCAGAUCACGCUCCUCCAUGCUCAUCAAAUCUCUACAGGGAUUAAAAGAUCACAUGAAGACAUCAACAGGAAACAGUUCAAUCUCUCUGUUCUCUAUGGCCAAUUCACCAGCUGCUGGGGGUAAAGGAAAAACGUCCAAGGAUACGCCAGCCCGGAAGAGUGUCAGAAAAAUGGCUGAAGCAAUUAAAAGGCAUCUCAGUCAUUCCUUUAAACGACGGGCAGUCAUAACACUGAUGCAAUCCCCUUUUGACCCUGGAAACAAAAGACAGGGUUCUCAUGCUGAGUUACCAAAGGAAGAAAAUCUGGAUGUUGAAGUGGACAUUUACAUCACUGAGUUGUCUGCCCUUCUUAAACUUAUACAGAGUGAAGCUCAGUUGAUGUCGGGAAUAAUUGCUGACAAGCACCACAGAAGUGUGUUUGAUAACAUUAUUCAGGAAGGUUUGGACUCUGUCAUAAAAAAUGGAGAGUUGCUGGCAGUUAAUGCCAAGAAAAGCAUCGCCAAGCAUGACUUCAUCAACGUCCUGUCUGUGUUCCCAGUUCUCAAACAUCUAAGGUCCAUCAAACCAGAAUUUGAUUUGACUCUAGAGGGAUGUGCCACACCUACAAGGGCCAAACUGACUUCCCUGUUGUCAACACUAGGCAGUACUGCUGCCAAAGCUUUAGAAGAAUUUGCUCUUAGCAUAAAGACUGAUCCAGAGAAGGCAUCCAUGCCAAAGGAUGGAACAGUGCAUGAAUUAACCAACAGGACCAUCAUUUUCUUGGAGCCUCUACAAGAUUAUGCAGACACAGCCGGUGCCAUGUUACUUCUUCACGGAGAACAGGCAGCUCCCUCCGAGGCUGUGGACCCCAAGAAGAGUAAAAUGAGACUGGCAGAUUAUAUCACUAAAACCUUGUCAGCGCUGGGUCUGAACUUGACCAUAAAGGCGGAGACUUACAGUGACCCGACCUUGCGACCAGUCUUUAUGCUGAAUAAUUAUCACUACAUACUAAAGUCACUCAAAAGAUCUGGUUUAUUGGAUCUCAUCCAUACUUGGAAUAAAGAUGUAGGACAAUUCUAUGAGGACCGAAUUAACGAACAGAAAAAGCUUUACUCAGAGAGUUGGAGCCGAGUGAUGCAUUAUAUUACAGAAGUUCAUGAACCAAUAUCUCAGCAGAGAAUCCAGGCCAUGGAAAACAGCAAGCUGAAAGACAAGGAAAAACAGAAUAUCAAAGAUAAGUUUUCUGGAUUCAACAAGGAGUUGGAAGACAUUCUCAAAAUUCAGAAAGGAUAUGCUAUUCCAGAUCCAGAAUUACGUGAACAAAUGAAAAAGGACAACAAAGACUUUAUCAUUCCUGCUUUCAGAAUGUUUUUGGACAAAUUUAAACGGCUGAAUUUUACCAAAAAUCCAGAGAAAUACAUUAAAUACUCUGUGCAAGAUGUAGCUGAAGUGGUCGACAAACUAUUUGAUAUGUCUGCUUGAUAUUGAUAUUCUAUUAUUUCUGUAAAUGUGAUUGCUUAUUAAUUUAAAAGAAACUCAUUUAUAGUUUGAAAAGAAGUUUUAACUUAGCUUAAUGAGCUUAACUUGUUUUUCUUCAACUUUUUAAACUUAAUGUUCAGAGAAAUGGACACUUUCGUUUUCAUAUAUAUGUUGAUGCAUCUGAGAUCAAAAUGAACUGACUUUUGAAAAUGCCUCUAAGAAUGACAUGGAUAUUGUAUGUAAAAUGCAUAUUCUAGUUUAGGAUCAGAAUUAAGCUCCUCUACUUUUGUCCAGUGACAUAAAUAGCUUGACAAUCAAAUAUGUUAAGGACAGAAUUCAUUUCUCCCAGAAUUUAGGCUUCUAGUCAAUAAUAUAUGUUAAGUUCAAUUUGUUGGAUAUUUAAAUUUGUAAUUCAAUUGAAUUAUCUAUAUGGUGGAAGAGUCUCAUCACAAGGAGAUAAUUUUGCACACAUGUAUUUGUUUAUUUUUGUUAUAUGUAAUGUAUUUGUGCAAUACUUUGAAUAUCAUUAAAAACCUAUUAUUGUUCUACCGUAAAUAAAA
Molecule: messenger RNA, 2766 nt
Organism: Magallana angulata
Lineage: Eukaryota; Metazoa; Mollusca; Bivalvia; Ostreida; Ostreidae
Product: exocyst complex component 7-like
Exons: 23
Coding region: 98-2209 (703 amino acids)
Biological process (GO): exocytosis
Cellular component (GO): exocyst
Molecular function (GO): phosphatidylinositol-4,5-bisphosphate binding
Source: RefSeq, a predicted model, not a curated record